CUGCAAGCAGGUCAAAGUCGAUGGACCGCCGUCCGGUAUCAUCCGCCGCUGCUUCUCCUGGCAGUUUUACCGGGGGUGUCCUUCACUACCCCGUCGGCACGACCGCCAGAACGCGUCGCGGUUCCGCAUCUCUCCUUGCGCUCCCCUACUCACACAAUCAGCAGCAAAGCUCCUCGCGCUCCUUCAGCCCGACACCGAGCACAGGCGGCGACGACGGGACGGACCGCACGCUAAGUGGGCGUGACCGGCCGAAGAGCCGGUUCUCGCUCAGCUCGUUCAAGCAAUGGCGUCCUGGCCGCAACGUGUCGUACGGGCCCGGCCCACACGAGGCAUCGACAUCGAAUAUGACUACUACGUCCAAGCCCAGUCGCCAAAACUCGAGCGGCCAGGCGUCCACAACGGCGACCAGCCCGACUGACGGCGCGCGCUCGAGCGAUGAGGUGUCACCCAUCGUUGGCGGCUCGGGAUCUGGCCUGAGCUCGGGCGUGGUCGUGCGGGAUUACCGCAGGCAUAGCGGGCCGCACGUCACGAUGGCGAUGCGCGCGUCGAGCUGGGGGAACGUGGGCGAAUACAGCCGGCAAGCGGAGGAGGUCACGUCUAUCCAUUCGGGCGAUCGCGAGGAGGCCGUUGACGAGGAGGUGAUGCUGUUCGGCGCGGGCGGCGUCGCGAAUGGACCGCUUCCUCCUACACCCAACGGCGGGAUCAACGUGCCAAUGUCUCCCGUGCCUAACUUUUCUGCGCUCGAUGCGGUUUGCUUGGAUGCGCAGUCUCCGCCACAGUCGCACCACUCGACACUCAAGGCCGUCCCACAUGAGCUUCUGCAUUCCGUCACUGGCCGCGAUCCAGCCACAGAGGCGGACCCCGCCGUACACGAUGCUAGUACGUAUGGGCGCGGUGCCAGCGGAGUCGCCUCCUCCCGCCCGCACGCGCCCAGCCCGCUUGCGCACCUGUCGUAUAGUUCGGAAGACCUCGGGCAGUACGACUACGACGAUGACGACGACUCGUCGAGCUUCUUCGAGCGCGCGUCCGAGGUGGACGGUGCGGAGGACGAUGGGCCGCUCAGCACGAGUCAGAUCUUCGACGACGAGGAUGACGAGAGUGACGAAGAAAGCGUGCCGCUCGAGGUGCGCCGGCGGCGGCCGUCGUGGUCUGUCGUGCCACCGGAUCAGGAUCAGGACAGCGGGGAGGAGGAGGAGGAAGAUGAUGAAGAUGAUGAUGAUGAAGAUGAAGUAGAUAUAGAAGAGUCAUGAUGCCGCUCCCCUCCGCAUUCGUGUGGUGCCACCAGCAUCGACGGACGCAUCUGUAUUUAUGGGGGUAUGUAUCACCGGACCUUUUUCUUUCCGCCUUGUUGAUCCCCGUUCGCCCCUUCAAGCUCACCAUAGAAAACGGACAGAAUAUAUUUCACUUGCCAUCUCUUACACGCCCGCUCAUACCCUUUUCUUUGCCCAUCAUGCAUCAUCAUUCAGUCUCUUUUUGUUUUCUGGUUUCCUCCACACCUGCUCAUUCUCUACUCGGUCGGCCUCACUCCUCCCACUCCACUUCUAUCUUUCGUCCUUCAUCUUCAUACCGUCACGACCUUUUCAAAGCUGUCUUUGCCUUUACAUGUACUCAUAGCCUUUCCUUCUUCCCUUCGCCUAUCUACCAUCAUACAUUCCUUGCCGGCCAUCUCACCACGUUUGCAACGCUCCAGCCUCAGUUACAUACAGUCACAGCCAGUGGAUUCAGAAAUAGAAACUAAAGGGCUAUAUUACCGCCGCAGCGGCACAGAUUGGUGUU
Messenger RNA from Heterobasidion irregulare TC 32-1, 1776 nucleotides. RefSeq lists its product as uncharacterized. The coding region runs from base 21 to 1250 and encodes 409 amino acids. NCBI's taxonomy places the organism in Eukaryota, Fungi, Basidiomycota, Agaricomycetes, Russulales, Bondarzewiaceae. The record is from RefSeq and is a predicted model, not a curated record. The transcript has a single exon.